Messenger RNA from Mustela lutreola (European mink), 2619 nucleotides. RefSeq names its product nuclear autoantigenic sperm protein (gene NASP). The transcript is spliced from 15 exons. The record is from RefSeq and is a predicted model, not a curated record. Gene Ontology annotation, cellular component: nucleoplasm. The coding region runs from base 146 to 2512 and encodes 788 amino acids. Gene Ontology annotation, biological process: CENP-A containing chromatin assembly; DNA replication-dependent chromatin assembly. Gene Ontology annotation, molecular function: histone binding. NCBI's taxonomy places the organism in Eukaryota, Metazoa, Chordata, Mammalia, Carnivora, Mustelidae.
AAGGGCUCUGGUUUAUAAAGGGGCCCAGCCGCGCGCGGUCUCCAAUCUGCCAUUUUCUGUCCCUGAAUAGGUCUCUGGCGUCCCCAAUUCCCUGUUUUCCUCACAGACUCUAUUCCGCCCGUUGGUCCACCACCUCAGGGGAACGAUGGCCGCAGAGUCCACAGCCACUGCCGCCAUCGCUGCGGAGCUGGUUUCCGCCGACAAGAUUGAAGAAGAUGCUCCUGCUCCUUCUACCUCUGCAAAUAAAGUUGAGAGUCUGGAUGUGGAUAAUGAAGCUAAGAAACUGUUGGGUUUAGGACAGAAACAUCUGGUGAUGGGGGAUAUUCCAGCAGCUGUCAAUGCAUUCCAGGAAGCAGCUAGUCUUUUAGGUAAGAAGUAUGGAGAGACAGCUAAUGAGUGUGGAGAAGCCUUCUUUUUCUAUGGGAAAUCACUUCUGGAGUUGGCAAGAAUGGAGAAUGGUGUGUUGGGAAAUGCCCUAGAAGGUGUGCAUGUGGAAGAGGAGGAAGGAGAAAAAACAGAAGACGAAUCUCUGGUAGAAAAUAAUGAUAACAUAGAUGAGGAAGCAAGGGAAGAGUUGAGAGAACAGGUUUAUGACGCCAUGGGAGAAAAAGAAGAAGCAAAAAAACCAGAAGACCAGUCUCUGGUAAAGCCUGAAAUUGAUAAAGAGCAGGAGACUGAAAUGGAGAAGGGUGGAAGAGAAGACAUGGAUAUAAGUGAGCCUGCAGAGGAACUACGGGAAAAAGUUGAAUCCACUUCAGAUCAGUUAACUGAAACCACUGAGGCAAAAGAAAUAGCAGCACCAGAAGGACUGAAUGAAGUCAAGGUCACUUCUGGGAAGCCAGAACAGGAAUUACCAGAUGCUGGGGAAGGAGAAUCAGUUUGUGGAACUGACAUCCAAGAAGAAUCCAGAGAAAAAGGAGGUCAGGAGAAGCAGGGAGAAGUAAUUGUGAGCAUAGAGGAGAAGCCAAAAGAAGCCUCAGGAGAGCAGCCUGUUACGACUCUUGAAAAGCAGGGUACUGCAGUGGAGGCAGAAGCAGAGCCUAUAGAUUCAGCAGUAAAGCCAGUGGAUGUGGGUGGGGAAGAGCCAAAGGAACAGGUAGCUGCCUCUGAAAAUGAGCCAGGAAAGGGUGUGCUUGAGCAGCUGGUAGGGCAAGAAAUGCCUCCUACUGGAGAGUCGCCAGAGGUGACAGUAGAGGCUGCAGAGGCCUCAGCUGCAGAAGCUGGGUCCGAAGUGUCUGAGAAGCCUGGGCAGGAGGCCACAGUUCUCCCUAAGGAUGGUUCAGUCAAUGGACUGUCAGCUGCAGGAGGUGAGACUCCUGUUGAACAACAGACUAAUGCAGAAGGACUGACUGAAAGAAAAGAUGGCUCAGGACUAGAGGAGAAGGUCAGGGCAGAGUUGGUUCCUAGCCAGGAGGAGACCAAGCUGCCCAUAGAAGAGUCUGAGGCAGCUGGAGAUGGGGUUGAGACCAAGGUAGCCCGGGGGGCUACUGAGAAGUCCCCUGAAGACAAAGUUAAGAUAGCUGCUAAUGAAGAAACACAAGACAGAGAAGAACAGAUGAAAGAGGGUGAAGAAACUGAAGGCUCAGAAGAGGAAGAUAAAGAAAAUGACAAGGCUGAAGAAACGCCAAAUGAAUCACUUCUUGAAAAUAAGUCUCCUCAAGAAAAUGAAGAGGAGGAGAUCGGGAAUCUAGAGCUUGCCUGGGAUAUGUUGGAUUUAGCAAAGAUAAUUUUUAAAAGGCAAGAAACAAAGGAAGCUCAGCUUUAUGCUGCACAGGCCCAUCUUAAACUUGGAGAAGUUAGUGUUGAAUCUGAGAAUUAUGUCCAAGCUGUGGAGGAGUUCCAGGCUUGCUUAAACCUGCAGGAGCAGUACCUGGAAGCCCACGAUCGGCUCCUUGCAGAGACCCACUACCAGCUGGGCUUGGCCUAUGGGUACAACUCUCAGUAUGACGAGGCAGUGGCACAGUUCAGCAAAUCUAUUGAAGUCAUUGAGAAAAGAAUGGCUGUACUAAGUGAGCAGAUGAAGGAGGCUGAAGGAUCAUCUACUGACUAUGAGAAGGAAAUUGAGGAGCUGAAGGAACUGCUACCUGAAAUUAGAGAGAAGAUAGAAGAUGCAAAGGAGUCCCAGCGUAGUGGGAAUGUAGCUGAAUUGGCUCUGAAAGCAACUCUGGUGGAGAGCUCUACUUCAGGUUUCACUCCUAGUGGAGGAGGCACUUCAGUCUCCAUGGUUGCCAGUAGAAAACCAGCAGAUGGUGCUUCCUCAUCAAAUUGUGUGACUGAUAUCUCCCACCUUGUCAGAAAGAAGAGGAAACCAGAGGAAGAGAGUCCCCGAAAAGAUGAUGCAAAGAAAGCCAAACAAGAGCUGGAGGUGAAUGGAGGCAGUGGGGAUGCCGUCUCCAGUGGAAAAGAAGUUUCAGAAAACAUGGAGGAGGAGGCUGAGAAUCAGGCUGAAAGCCGGGCAGCAGUGGAGGGGACAGUGGAGGCCGGAGCUACAGUUGAAAGCACUGCAUGUUAAAGAGAGGGCGUAGAGCCUUCCUCCUGAGGGAAAGUUUUUGUAUAUAAUGUAUUUUUUCACUUUGGGGGGAUUCUUUUUGUAUAACUUCAAUAAAGAUUGUAAGCAAA